Molecule: messenger RNA, 2305 nt
Organism: Limulus polyphemus (Atlantic horseshoe crab)
Lineage: Eukaryota; Metazoa; Arthropoda; Merostomata; Xiphosura; Limulidae
Product: sugar phosphate exchanger 3-like
Exons: 3
Coding region: 223-621 (132 amino acids)
Cellular component (GO): endoplasmic reticulum membrane
Source: RefSeq, a predicted model, not a curated record
GAUUUUUAUGCUCAUAUUAAAUCAUUAUAAUGAAUAUUUAGAUUCUAUUCAAAGAAUACUAUUGGUUUUUAGUCAUUGCCAAAUUUUUGUUCAUAAUUUAUUCCAUGUCAAGUAUAUUUAAAAUCUAAUUUUUUUUAAAGCUUCUGGUCCAGACCUAAUAAUGAAUGGUUUCUUGAUGGGUGUCACUGGUUUUUUUUUAAAGCUUCUGGUCCAGACCUAAUAAUGAAUGGUUUCCUGAUGAGUGUCACUGGUUUUUUUAUUGCUGGAGCAUCAAAUUUGGUGAGCACAGCCAUUUCUGCAGACCUUGGCAGGCAAAAAGAAUUAAGUGGGAGUAAAGAAGCUCUUUCAACAGUUACUGGAAUAGUGGACGGGACUGGAAGUGCUGGAGCAGCUGUUGGCCAGUUGCUUGUACCAUUACUUCAUAGAGACUUGGGAUGGAACUCUGUAUUUUAUGGCUUUAUGAUAAUGACAGUUCUCUCACUCCUCUGUAUAAUCAAGAUAAUUGUUCAUGAUAUCCAAGAAGUUUGGAAGAAUGGCUGUUUUGGUAAACGCCAAGUUUUAUUUUAUGUUGCAGAAGAUAAUGCAUCUAACAACAUACAAGAUCCAUCCUCUAGUAGUUGAAAGUGUAAUUUUAUUUAGAAAUAGUUUUGACAUGAGGAUAUAAAUAUACAUACUGAAAAUUCAAAAAUUUAUUUCACUUUAAUUCAUUUUUAAUAUUAACUCAUUUUAAAUAUGACUUCAUCAUUUCAUUACUUUAUGAAUUAGUUGAAAAAAAUGACACUUGGGGUGUAAAUGUAAUUGAAGAGUUUUUUAUGUUGUGGUUUAUAUCAUGUACAUUAUGAUUUUUGUCUUAAUUUUUUUCAAACUUGUUUAUUGUAUUUAAUUAUAAAGUGCCUUGCUAUCUCAGAGUUCAUUUACAGUAUAGGAUAAUUUGAAUAUUUGUUUUUUACUAAAAUGGUGUGGGAAAGUUUUCCCCCUCCUCUUUAGUGUUUUAAUCUUUUAAAUGUUAAUCACAUAGUCUAAAGAAGGUUUUAAAUAACUUGUUAUUAGCAAACUGAUAUUUUGUUGUAUUCUGUAGAAUGUUUGUGAAAUUUUUCAAAGCUGUUUUAUCUUUUUGGCUUUUUUUCUUAGCACAGAGCAAAAUAUUGUCACAAUAGUCAAAAAUUCAAAACGUGUGUCCUUAAAUGUAAUCUUAAUAAAGAUUUUUAAGUGUUUCUCUAAAUAGUAUAAAUAUUGAUUAUAAUAAGCUUUCUAAGAAACAUGUAUUCUAAUAAAUGAAUCUGUAUUUUUUAAAUCCCUGUCCAAUUAUUUAGCCAAAUGUUUUAAAGAUAUUUAAAUUCAAUUAUCAUGGAUCUUGUUUUUUGCUAUUAAAUUUCCCAACUUUUAUCUUAUAAUUUUCUAUUCUAGCUGGGAUAUUUUAGUUCAUUUAUAUCAAGUUUGUGGAACACUUGAGGUAUCAAGGUUAGAGUUUAUAAUUUGUAAUACUGUUGGAAUUAGUUUUAAUUAUAAUUAGGUAAGUUAAAUCUUCUCUUUAAAAAAAUCAUUGAUUUAAAUCAAUUUGGCAGUUCAAGUUUUAUUUAUAACUAGCAGAAAAGCCACCCAUCGGGAUUGUGCUUAUUAGUGACACACACCUCAUUGCAUCAAAAUGUUUCAAUGGACAGAGCUCAAAAUUUUCAUACGUUUUUACAUCCAUUAAAAGUGCUACCCUUUAUUGAAAAAAUAUUAUAUUUUUUUAAGAACCAGUUUUUUAGUACUACAUUUACAAAUUAUGCCAAUAAAGAUAUAAUAAAACCCUCGCAUACAGUCCUAGUGAAAGUCGUAAUAUUGUUGUAAGGAUAGUAAUUUUAUUUAAAAUUGUGUUUUGUUAUAAAGAAAUGGUUGUUGUACAUACCAUAGUUAUUUUUCUAAUUGUCUGAAUCUUGAGUACCCAAAGUGGAUUUUUUUUAUGGGUUUGUGGUGCCACUCAGUAGAUGGCGCCAUAAGUCAAUCACCACUUCUGGCAUUGAAAUCUUGUAUUUCAGUACAUCAAGAGGCACCAUUGUAUUAUUUUGGUCAUAUAGUUAUAAAUACAGCCACACCAUUGCUCAAUUAUAGUAAGAUGAUAAACAUGGGAAUGUUAUAUAAACAUUAUUACUUCUGUAGUCAUUGGUUGUUAUUUAGCUGUCAUAGGCCUCUACUACCACAAACCUUGUUUAUUUUCAGACUAUGAAUAUGACCAUAACAGACUAAAUUUAGUUAAUUAACUUGGAAUGUAUAUAUUUACAAAAGAUAAAAGUAUUUGAAAUAAAUAACUGCUCAAAAAAUA